This is a messenger RNA of Gastrolobium bilobum, 2801 nucleotides long. RefSeq lists its product as uncharacterized. Bases 364 to 2454 code for a protein of 696 amino acids. The transcript has 7 exons. Gene Ontology annotation, biological process: spliceosomal complex assembly; mRNA splicing, via spliceosome. Lineage: Eukaryota; Viridiplantae; Streptophyta; Magnoliopsida; Fabales; Fabaceae. The record is from RefSeq and is a predicted model, not a curated record. Gene Ontology annotation, cellular component: precatalytic spliceosome; U2-type catalytic step 2 spliceosome; post-mRNA release spliceosomal complex. Gene Ontology annotation, molecular function: protein binding.
UUAGGAUUUAGGUCGCACCCACACCGACACCGCUGCACCACCGUGUGCACACCAUCGCCGCCGCGACGGAGUAUCGUGUCUCGUUGUGGUUGCCUCUUCAAUUUCUAAGGAAUUGUUGACAUUAUCGUCAUUCACUGAGUUGAAGACUGCAAUAUUAUACAUACAGGAAAUUCUUUAGCAGAUCCCGAACCGCAACAACACAAAAAACAUAGCUCCUUUUUCCAUCUUCUCUCUCAUCCGUCCCCGGCUUUUCUUUCUCUCUCCUCAUCGAUCCCAAAAAUACUAGGGUUAGGGUUCCAUUACCUUGUCAUCGCCUAUAUUACCUGAUUGCUGCUACUAAAGAUUAAUCGUUCGAGUGCAACCAUGUCUUCGUCGAAAGAGGCGGACCCGAGCCUGGGUUACCUGACUCGGAAGGACACGGAAGUUAAGCUUCCGCGUCCAACUAGAGUGAAAAAUAAAACUCCUGCACCGGUACAAAUCACAGCGGAGCAGAUUCUUCGGGAGGCUCGGGAGCGUCAAGAGGCGGAGAUCCGUCCACCGAAGCAGAAGAUAACCGAUGUGACGGAGCUUGGUGAGUACCGCUUGCGGAAGCGCAAAGAGUUUGAGGACUUGAUUAGGCGAGUUCGAUGGAACAUUGGCGUGUGGAUCAAGUACGCCCAGUGGGAAGAGUCACAGAAAGACUUCAAACGCGCUCGCUCCGUUUGGGAAAGAGCAUUGGAAGUUGAUUACAAGAAUCACACCCUGUGGCUCAAGUAUGCUGAGGUGGAGAUGAAGAACAAAUUUAUAAACCAUGCUCGGAAUGUUUGGGAUCGCGCGGUGACUCUUUUGCCGAGGGUUGAUCAGUUAUGGUAUAAGUAUAUUCACAUGGAGGAGAUGCUUGGCAAUGUCGCCGGAGCGAGGCAGGUGUUUGAGCGGUGGAUGAAAUGGAUGCCUGACCAGCAGGGAUGGCUAUCUUUCAUCAAGUUCGAGAUAAGGUACAAUGAAAUUGAGCGAGCUCGAGGGAUAUUCGAGCGUUUUGUUCAGUGUCACCCGAGGGUUGGGGCAUGGAUUCGCUAUGCGAAGUUUGAGAUGAAGAAUGGGGAGGUUGCGAAGGCAAGAAAUGUUUACGAGAGAGCUGUGGAGAAGCUCGCGGAUGAUGAGGAAGCAGAGCAACUGUUUGUUGCGUUUGCUGAGUUUGAGGAAAGAUGUAAGGAGACAGUUCGUGCAAGAUUUAUAUAUAAAUUUGCACUUGAUCAUAUUCCCAAGGGAAGGGCAGAAGAUUUGUAUCGCAAGUUUGUAGCCUUUGAAAAGCAGUAUGGGGACAGGGAAGGGAUCGAGGAUGCUAUUGUUGGGAAGAGAAGGUUUCAGUAUGAGGAUGAAGUGAGAAAAAAUCCGUUAAAUUAUGAUUCUUGGUUUGACUAUAUUAGAUUGGAAGAAAGUGUGGGGAGCAAAGAAAGAAUCAGGGAGAUUUAUGAGAGAGCUAUAGCCAAUGUUCCUCCAGCUGAGGAGAAACGCUACUGGCAGCGCUAUAUCUAUUUGUGGAUUAAUUACGCACUCUACGAAGAGCUUGAUGCUGGAGAUAUGGGGCGGACAAGAGAUGUAUACAGGGAGUGUCUCAACCUGAUACCUCACCAUAAGUUCUCUUUUGCGAAGAUAUGGCUUCUGGCGGCCCAGUUUGAAAUACGUCAGCUGAAUCUUAAGGGUGCUCGUCAAAUAUUAGGAAAUGCCAUUGGAAAGGCUCCUAAAGAUAAGAUUUUUAAGAAGUAUAUAGAGAUAGAAUUGCAGCUUGGAAAUAUAGAUCGAUGUAGAAAACUGUAUGAAAAGUAUCUGGAGUGGUCGCCUGAAAAUUGCUAUGCUUGGAGCAAGUAUGCAGAAUUGGAGAGAUCUUUAUCUGAGACUGAUCGAGCUCGAGCAAUUUUUGAGCUUGCAAUCGCCCAACCAGCAUUGGACAUGCCUGAGCUGCUGUGGAAGGCAUACAUCGACUUUGAGACUGCUGAGGGUGAAUUUGACAGAGCAAGAGCACUUUAUGAAAGGCUUCUUGAUCGAACAAAGCACUUGAAGGUGUGGCUAAGCUAUGCGGAAUUUGAGGCAACAGCUGUGGAUGAGGAAGGUUUAGGCUUAACAGAAAAUGAGCAAAAGAAGCAAUGCAUUCAGCGUGCUAGAAGGGUGUAUGAGGAAGCUCUUAACUACUUCAGAUCAUCAGCUCCAGAUUUGAAAGAGGAAAGGGCAAUGCUAUUGGAGAAAUGGCUCAACCUGGAGGCUUCUUCUGGGGAGCUGGGUGAUGUUAGCUUAGUCCAGUCUAAGCUGCCCAAGAAGCUCAAGAAGAGAAGGCACGUUAGCACUGAAGAUGGUUCUACUAGAAUUGAAGAGUUUGUCGACUUUUUAUUCCCCGAGGAAACUCAGACAACCAAUCUCAAGAUCUUGGAAGCUGCUUACAAGUGGAAGAAGCAAAAAACAUCUUCAGGUGAUGAUUGACAGAUUAUUGUUUGACUGGUAAAAACAGUAGCUUCAGCAGCUAAGUCGAUUUUGGCCUUUUAAAAAUUGCAAUAGAGAACUACAUUUGAGGAACAUCUGCUUUUCUAACAUUGUUGUAACCUUGUAAAUGGCGACAUUCUUUCACGAGUUAUUAAGGCUAUGUUCCGUUUGAUUAGCUUAAAAUGAACGCACAACCAAAAAAAAAAGUGCGUGCAUAGAUUUGUAAAAGGAUUGAGGAACUAGAUAAAAAACAUGAUGAGGGACAGCACAAAAUCUCCAAGAAAUCUAGGAUAUGUAUGAUUUUUUUUUUUAUAUUACAUUUUAUCAAAUUGGAUAUUUUAUGAAAU